Molecule: messenger RNA, 1260 nt
Organism: Staurois parvus
Lineage: Eukaryota; Metazoa; Chordata; Amphibia; Anura; Ranidae
Source: the annotation of a GenBank genome assembly
AUGGAGGGAAGUCAUAUCAAUUGUUCUGAAUGUGACAAACCUUUUACACACAAGAGCGAGCUUACAGUACACCAAAGAGUUAAUACUGGAGAGAAGCCAUAUCAGUGUUCUGAAUGUGAUAAAGCUUUUACACAGAAGUCACAUCUUAUCAGACACCAGAGGAUUCACACUGGAGAGAAGUCAUAUCAGUGUUCUGAAUGUGAUAAAGCUUUUACACGGAAGUCACAUCUUAUCACACACCAGAUUGUUCACACUGGAGAGAAGCCAUAUCAGUGUUCUGAAUGUGAUAAAGCUUUUACACAGAAGUCAAGUCUUAUCACACACAAGCCAAAUCAGUGUUCUGAAUGUGAUAAAGCUUUUACACAGAAGUCAAAUCUUAUCACACACCAGAGGAUUCACACUGGAGAGAAGUCAUAUCAGUGUUCUGAAUGUGAUAAAGCUUUUACAGUGAAGUCAAGUCUUAUCAAACACCAGAGGAUUCACACUGGAGAGAAGUCAUAUCAGUGUUCUGAAUGUGAUAAAGCUUUUACACAGAAGUCAAAUCUUAUCACACACCAGAGGAUUCACACUGGAGAGAAGUCAUAUCAGUGUUCUGAAUGUGAUAAAGCUUUUACACGGAAGUCAGAUCUUAUCAGACACCAGAGGAUUCACACUGGAGAGAAGUCAUAUCAGUGUUCUGAAUGUGAUAAAGCUUUUACAGUGAAGUCAGAUCUUAUCACACACCAGAGGAUUCACACUGGAGAGAAGUCAUAUCAGUGUUCUGAAUGUGAUAAAGCUUUUACAGAAAAGUCAAAUCUUAUCACACACCAGAGGAUUCACACUGGAGAGAAGUCAUAUCAGUGUUCUGAAUGUGAUAAAGCUUUUACACAGAAGUCAAAUCUUAUCACACACCAGAGGAUUCACACUGGAGAGAAGUCAUAUCAGUGUUCUGAAUGUGAUAAAGCUUUUACACAGAAGUCAAAUCUUAUCACACACCAGAUGAUUCACACUGGAGAGAAGUCAUAUCAGUGUUCUGAAUGUGAUAAAGCUUUUACUCAGAAUUCACAUCUUAUCACACACCAGAUUGUUCACACUGGAGAGAAGCCAUAUCAGUGUUCUGAAUGUGAUAAAGCUUUUACACAGAAGUCAAAUCUUAUCGCACACCAGAGGGUUCACACUGGAGAGAAGUCAUAUCAGUGUUCUGAAUGUGAUAAAGCUUUUAUACAGAAGUCACAUCUUAUCAGACACCAGAGGAUUCACACUGGAGAGAAGUCAUUUUAA